GACAUUUCAGACUGACAAUCUCUUCAUUGGAGAAGUGUACUGUCGUGGGAGAGACAAAGAGAGAGAGAGAGAGAGAGAGAUGGAGGGAAUGGAGGGAGAUAGGUCAGGAGGGAGCAGGUACACGCUAAGACCAUCACGGAUAAGCAACGAGGACAUACUGUUUUGCAUAGAUGUAGAUCCAGAAUCCCUUGUCGAAAUGAAAAUCUCCGGCCCAAAUGGCCGACCUCUCACCCGCUUGGACUCCAUCAAACAGUCCAUCCUUCUCUUCAUCAACGCCAAGCUCACCAUCAACCCCGAACACCGUUUUGCCUUUGCCACUCUCGAUAAAUCCGCUUCCUGGCUUCGAAAAGAGUUCAGCAGUGAAGUUGAGUCUGCAAUUGCAGCAUUUCGAGGGCUCUCAACUACUUCAUCUGGUGGCCAUGCAGAUCUUACUGCUCUCUUCCGUGUAGCAGCUCAUGAGGCAAAGAAGUCCCGUGCUCAGAAUCGGAUUUUCAGAGUGAUUCUUUUCUACUGUAGAUCAUCCAUACGACCACAACAUCAAUGGCCUGUAAACCAGAAGCUCUUCACUCUUGAUGUUGUUUAUCUCCAUGACAAGCCUGCACCUGACAACUGCCCCCAGGUGGUGUAUGAUGCGCUUGUAGAUGCACUAGAACAUGUUAGUGAAUACGAGGGCUAUAUCUUGGAGAGUGGUCAAGGGCUAGCACGUGUUCUGUUUCGUUUUACGUAUAUACUGCUAUCACACCCCCAGCAGCGCUGUGCACAAGACCAUUUGGACAUACCCAAGUCUCUUACUAAAAAGGCAACUUCAUCAGACUCAAUGCCUGAAGAUAGUAUUACUGUAUCCAGCCAAUGAGAAUAGCCGGAGUCGAUAUAGCAAACUGUGUGUUAUUUAUGAUCUUUUCACUUUAAUGUAUGUGCAGUUCAGUUUUUAACUUAAAAGAAAUGGAUGCAAACCUGUGCUUGUAUAAAAAUUUGGAUCCUUGGCAUUUUCCAAUGAGGAAUUCCAUUUUCACAUGAUUUUGAAUA
Messenger RNA from Ziziphus jujuba (common jujube), 1026 nucleotides. RefSeq lists its product as uncharacterized. The transcript has 3 exons. Gene Ontology annotation, cellular component: BRCA1-A complex; BRISC complex. Gene Ontology annotation, biological process: positive regulation of DNA repair. The record is from RefSeq and is a predicted model, not a curated record. NCBI's taxonomy places the organism in Eukaryota, Viridiplantae, Streptophyta, Magnoliopsida, Rosales, Rhamnaceae. The coding region runs from base 80 to 853 and encodes 257 amino acids.